Closterium sp. Naga37s-1 is the source of this 3422-nucleotide messenger RNA. Lineage: Eukaryota; Viridiplantae; Streptophyta; Zygnematophyceae; Desmidiales; Closteriaceae. The record is from the annotation of a GenBank genome assembly.
GAAUAGUGGGAAACGAUUGCGAAGCAGCAGUAAACAGCAGCGUGCCAGCCUGGGGCACACAAGAAAGCCUCGCCGCCGAGAGCAGCGCUGAGAGCAGCGCUGCAGGCGCGGUCGUGGCGGGGGAGGCGGCAGCCACUGGGGAAGCACUCGGCGGCGCAGAGGCAGGGGGGAGCGGAACAGAAGCGCAAGGAGCAGCGGGCCAGGGGUCGCAAGAGCAGGGGGGAGGAGGGGUUGGGGGGCAAGGGGGGCACGGGGCCUUGACCGGAGCACAAGGGACAGCGGGAGCAGGAGGGUCAGGGGCCGCGGGAGCAGGGGAGGCAGGGGGAGUGCCAGCGGGAGAAGCAGGGGGGGCAGGAGGAGGGGGAGCGGAAGGAGCAGGGGGCGCAGGAGCAGCGGAGCCGGAGCAGCAGCUUGCGGAGGCGUGGCAGCGCGCGUUGGAUGAGGCGGAGGUGGAGAUCCGCAAGCAGGCCAUCGAGAACGAAUUCCUCCGCUCCCAGCUGCGCGUGCUCGAAUGGCAGAUGAGCAACGGCGCGCUAGCAAGUUCCGCGCCUCCUGACGUGGACGGGCUGCUCUCCCCUUCCUCCGCGCGCCUUCCCCCUUCCGCCAGUACAGGCGCGGGGCUCAGUCCAGGAUUAUCUGGGGCAGGUGCAACUGUUGCAGGCGUAGCAGGGGCGGGCGCGUUUAGUGGCCAUCCAGGCGGUUUUAGUGGCGCUUUAGUUGGAAGUCCGCAGAUAGUGGGAAUAGGCAGUGCAGCAGCAGGAGUAGGAGGUAUCGGUGUUGCUGCUCCUGCUGUAGUGGGAAUAGGUGGGGCUGAAGGGGCAGUAGGGGGAGGGAGAGGCGAAGGGAUUAUGGCUGCUGUAGCAGCAGCUGUAGCACCAGGAAUGGCUGGUGGUAACAGUGGUGGAAUGGGGGGGCUGCUAGGAUCAGAUCAGGUGGUUGCUGGGGAAGGUGGUAUUGGGCAUUUGGGCGGGAUGGUAGGGGACGGAGGAGGGGUAGGGCUGGGAGGAGGAGGGGGAAUGGGAGGGGGUGGAGACGGAGGAAUGGUAGGAAUGGGAGGAGGAGGGGGAGGGGGAGGAGGAGAGAAGGACUUGGAAGCAGCUCUGCUGGAGCGACUGCUUCAGAAGCUGUCUGUAAACGGUUCUCUGGCUGCUGCUGUGGCGCAGGCAGCAGGGGGAGGCGGAGCUGGGAGCGGCGCAGGGGGGGGAGCGGGGGGAGGCGCAGGGGGAGGGGGAGGGGGAGAAGGAGGGGGACUGGGGACAGGAGGGGAGGGUGGUGGAGCGAAUGGGUUGAUGAACGGAGGGGUGGGGGGCGGGCUGACGGGGCAUGACCUGGAUGGGGAGCGUGACAGCCUGGCGUUGACUCCGUUUGACCAGCAGUCGCUGACUGUGCACCCCUCCAACUCCACGUCAUCACGCCAGCUUGCUUCUCUGCAGCCCUUCACAAACGACUUGACUCGGUCGACGGGUGGGGCGGCAGCGUCCGGCCCUAGUGGGUCGGCGGGCGGCGGAGACAGGUCCAUGAACGUGGGCGAGCUGAUGCAGCGGGUGGCAUCGUUGGAGGAGCAGGUUCGCAGCAAGGACAAGCUGCUGGCUGCUGCCCAGGCGCGGGAGGCACAGCUGCAGGCGGAGAAGCGGUCGCUGGAGCGCCGGAUGUCAGAGCUGCGGCUGGCAUUUGACGGGCAGCAGCAGAACUUGAUGGGGUCGGCCCAGAAGGCCAUGGGGUACCGCCGGGACGUGCUGGAGGAGAACGUGCGCCUCACGCGCGCGCUUGAGCGAGCGGAGCAUGACCGCAUGCUAUUCAUAACCACGCUCACGCCACUGGCAGGGGAGUUUGGCCUCUCCGCCACCGCCUCUGCCGACUCGCACCACAUGCUGCUCUCUGUCAAGUCUGUGCUGCAGCAGCUGCUCACCCGAACCACUCGCAGCAACGAGGGCGGGCAGUCAGCCCCUCUCCCCACGCUCUAUGGCACCACAGACCCCACGCUCUCUGCUCUGCUGCUCGCCAGUGGCGCCAACCCCAACAGCCCCUCCCUCGCACCAAACCCCCUCUCUUCCGCUGCUGCGCUCUCUGCUGCUGCCUCGCCUCUCCGAGCCUUGGCUGGGCUGGUGCCCCCUGCUGCUGCACCUGCUGGUGGUGAUCCUCUGCUGCUGCGUCUUGCACUUACGCAAGCAGGUUACGACCCUGCCUACCUUUCAGCCACAACAGCAGCAGCAGGAGGCACACAUCCUUUACACUCUGCUCUGCACCCGGCCACAGCUCUCCCCCCCAUCUUCGCCUCUCCCACAGCCUAUCCGUCCUUGCAGCUUCCGCAGCAGCUGUUGCUGGGCUCUGUUGCUGCUGGUGGUGCGGACCCCACUGGCAGCACCAUUGAUUCUCAGUUUAUCCCCAGCAUGGAUUCCUCACAGCAGCACCACAGCUUUCAUAUGGAAGGGCAGCAGCAGCAGGUGGUGCAGCAGUAUGCACAGGAGGACUAUCAGCAGCAGCAGGAUUUUCAGCAGCAGCAACAGCAGCAGCAGGAAUAUCAGCAGCAGGAGUACCAGCAACAGGACUAUCAGCAGCAGCAGCAGCAGCAGGAAUACCAGGGGCAGGAGUAUCAACAGCAGGAAUAUCAGCAGCAGGAAUACCAGCAGCAGGAGGUGGGAGGGGAAGGUGCAGGGCAGCAGGAGGCAGCAGGGGAAGGGCAGGCGGGGGAGGGGGAGGAGGGGCAGGGGGAGGAGGAGGGGGAGGAGCUGCUGCCGGGGAUAGAAGGGCUGAGGGUGAUAGGGGACGCGGCCAUGGGGAACAAGCUCACUGCCUGUGGCCACUCAGUCAACGGCACCAAAUUAUGCGUCUUCCAGUGGGUGCGGCAAUACCAAGAUGGCACGGCCGAGUUCAUCGAAGGAGCAUCAUCACCCGAGUAUGCCGUGUCAGCUGACGACUGCAACGCCAUCAUCGCCGUGGAGUGUGUGCCGCUGGACGAGGCAGGCAGACGGGGGGAGUUGUCUCGAGUGGUGGUCAAUGAAGGCAACUUGAUCCAACUCGAGCCCACGGUGCAGGACACACUGGCAGGAUGGCUGGCAGAGGGGUCCACCCAGUUUGAAGCCACCCUCGUGGAGAUCAGUGAGGGGGAGGAGCCGCAGGAGCAGCAGCAGACACCGCAGGCAGUGACGCUGCAAGUGAGGAGGCCUGACUUUGUCCUGCGCAAGGCCAAGAAGGCGUUUAUCAAGGAGCCCUGGGGCAACCUCACUGCGGUGGAGAUCAGUGUGAUGCAUCGCAUGUCGCUCUUCUUCAUCCUCUCCGAUGGUCGCCAGCUCUUCCUUGAUUUCAGGGAUGCCAGAACGAGGGACUUGGCAGCGCUGUGCAUUCGGCAGUUCAAGGCCAAUGUGCAUGAGAAGGGUUCCUCUCGGAAGGGCCUUGGUUGGCUGGGGAUCAAAAAGCCAUGA